GCUGGAGAGAGAACUUGAUACAGAGUAACAGUAAAUCACACGGACCUACAGUAUACCAGUGUUGAAAUUUGUAAUCCUAUUGCAUGUAUUUUUGGCUAGUGAAAGGAGCAAGUGAGAUCACUGCGAUCUCCCAUUUGGAUAGAGUUGAUUUGUUGGGCAAGGACAACAUCGGAUCUUUUCAGGCACAGUUCAAAUAUAUUUGAAUUUCUAGCACCAUGGAAAUGUCCGAAAACAAGCCGAAUGAUGAUCCGAAGUUAUCUACGACUGACAGGAUGGUAAAAUCUGUCCCGUUCCCGCCAAGUCACCGACUCACAGCCAAGGAGGUGUUUGACAGCGAUGGGAGGCCCAAAGUGGACGUGCUCAAAGGCCACCUGACCAAGGAGGGCCGCGUGGAGGAGAGCGUGGCCCUCAGGCUCAUCAGCGAGGGAGCGGCCAUCUUGAGGGCUGAGAAGAACCUGCUGGACAUAGAGGCCCCUGUGACAGUUUGCGGAGACAUCCAUGGCCAGUUCUUUGACCUGAUGAAGCUGUUUGAAGUAGGAGGGUCACCAGCUAGCACACGAUACCUUUUCCUGGGCGACUACGUCGACAGAGGAUAUUUCAGUAUCGAAUGUGUGCUGUACUUGUGGGCCUUAAAGAUCCUAUACCCCAAAACACUCUUUUUGCUUCGUGGGAACCACGAAUGUAGACAUUUGACGGAGUAUUUCACAUUUAAGCAGGAAUGUAGAAUUAAGUAUUCGGAGCGGGUGUACGAUGCGUGUAUGGACGCCUUCGACUGCCUUCCUCUGGCCGCCCUUAUGAACCAGCAGUUCCUGUGCGUACACGGAGGACUGUCCCCAGAAAUCACAAACCUUGACGACAUCAGGAAAUUAGACAGAUUCAAGGAGCCCCCUGCGUACGGGCCCAUGUGUGACCUGCUGUGGUCGGACCCCCUGGAAGACUUUGGGAAUGAGAAAAGCCAAGAGCACUUCACACACAACACAGUGAGAGGCUGCUCCUACUUCUACAGUUAUCCUGCUGUCUGCGACUUUCUACAACACAAUAACUUAUUAUCGGUCAUUCGAGCCCAUGAAGCACAGGACGCUGGGUACCGCAUGUACAGGAAGAGCCAGACGACAGGGUUCCCUUCUCUCAUCACCAUCUUCUCAGCACCCAACUACCUAGACGUCUACAACAACAAAGCUGCAGUGCUGAAGUAUGAGAACAACGUGAUGAACAUCAGGCAGUUCAACUGCUCCCCUCACCCCUACUGGCUGCCCAACUUCAUGGACGUCUUCACCUGGUCCCUGCCCUUUGUUGGGGAGAAAGUCACUGAGAUGCUGGUCAAUGUGUUAAGCAUCUGCUCCAAUGAUGAGCUGACGACUGAUGAAGAGAUCGAUGGACAUCUAAUAUAUGCCCCCAAGAAAGGUGCCACAGCCUCUGCACGCAAGGAAGUAAUCCGGAACAAGAUCCGUGCCAUUGGCAAGAUGGCCAGGGUAUUCUCUGUCCUCAGGGAGGAGAGUGAGAGUGUGUUGACACUGAAAGGGCUGACCCCCACCGGCAUGCUGCCCAGUGGAGUGCUGUCCGGAGGCAAGGAGAAGCUCCAGAAUGAAACCACAGCUACUAUUGAGGCUAUUGAGGCAGACGAAGCCAUCAAGGGCUUCUCGCCCCAGCACAAAAUCACCAGCUUUGCGGAGGCCAAGGGCCUGGACCGCAUCAACGAGCGGAUGCCCCCGAGGCGGGACGGCCUCCCCUCAGACGCCAGCCUCAACUCCCUCAACAAGGCUCUGUCCUCGGAGACCAAUGGCACAGACGCCAAGGACAGCAGCAACAUCCAGUGAAGGGGCACGCUCCACCACGGCUGGUGGUGGCAGUCUGUGGCGACCAGGGUGGGUCGAACUACGGAAAGUUAUCGCUCGUUCACUUUUUCAGGCCCUUGGCCUCCUCGAAGCUGGUGAUGACGUGCUUGAUUCUGAGACGAGAGAGAGAGAGAGAGAGAGAGAGAGAGAGCGAGAGAGAGAGCGAGAGAGAGAGCGAGCGAGAGAGCGAGAGAGAGAGCGAGAGAGAGAGAGAGAGAGAGAAUUUAUGAAAGCCCCUAGCUCAUUUUACUGCAGGGCUCUCCAACCCUGUUCCUGAAAAGCUACCCUCCUGUAGAUUUUCGCUCCAACCCCAGUUGUAACUACUAUAACCUGAUUCAGCUUAUCAACCAGCUAAUUAUUAGAAUCAGGUACGCUUGAUUAGGGUUGCAGUGAAAACCUACAGGACGGUUGCUCUCCAGGAACAGGGUUGGAGAGCCCGGUUUUACUGGAUAUGGACAUUUUGUGUAACUUCUUACUAACUAUUGUACGUUUACAAUAUACAGCACUAAAAAGGGCAAAACAUUUAAAAAACAUGUUUUUAACAUAUAAGGGUGUACAAAUUAAGUAAGGACUAUUUAUUAAUAACUUUUUUUGCUACUCUUAUAAAAUAGCUCUGAAAUAAAUUAGGCAGUCUUAAAAAGAAUGUUGCAACAUUGUUUAAAUGCCCCAAAAAUUUAAAGUUUUAUGGUUUUGUACAGAUUAUGCUUACCUCAGGUUCAUUUGGUGUGUGCUUUUGACCCAGAUUUCUGGAAAAUGGCAAAUUAUUACCUUGGUGAUGAAUACCUAUUUUUUGGGAGUUUCAUAACUGGAAUUUACAUUUAUAUAUUAUUUGCAAAUAUGUUUUUGUUGUUUUUUGGGAUUCUACAUUUUAUUGUGGCUUGCUGGAAUUCUGUGAGUGUUCAUUUUUCUCUUUUUAAAAGUAUUGUGAACAAAGUAAACAUAAAGAACCUAUAUUGUGUCAACAAAAAAAAACAAUCAACUGAAAGUGUCUGCCUAUGCAUGUUUUAUAAAAUGAAACAAAGGAUUGGAUAAAUGAAUUGAAUGCCUUGGCUACGGAGGCCUGUUUUUAAAUGUAGUGCGCUUAGUGAAUAUAUACUGGAAACGUAUAUCGGCAUUCAUUAAAUUAACACCAUGAUAAUGCUUUAUAUGCCUUCAACUUCUUUUAUAAUUGAAACAUUUAACUAUCUGAGAUGGAAAAGGAAUCUAUUUUUAACAUGCACUUGUAAGUGCACACAGUCAGAUUUAGCAUGUUUGACCAUUCUUGUGAGGUUUGUGGUUACAUGUGGAACUCAAAAUGCAUGAUAACUGUUAGUGCCAUAUAACGGGUUAGAAAUGUUUGUUCUGUUUUGUAAAGGUGCCACAGAAAGUGUAAUUUAAUUACUAUUAUUAAUAAUGUUAUUAUUAUUAUUUGGAACUCUGCUUUGUAUUUCAGUUACAGGUUUGUUACUGCUUAAUACAUUCAGAUAAAACAAAAAAAAGUUAUUUUUUCAACUGCUUAAGUGCCCAAGUAAUUCACUACAUGACAUAAAGCCUUGCUUUUGUAAUUUAACUUCAAACCAGUUGGCAGAUGAAGCAUGCACUCAACUAUGAAAAAGUAUUUUAUAUUACUGUUUAAUAAAAAAUGUGCAUGUAUUUCAACUUAAAUGAAACUGUUUAUUUGUGUGUGGUAUAUUCCUAUUCUCAGAUUUCAAGUCAAUGUAAACAUAAAAAAUAAAAAAUGUAUUACAUCCUAAAUAUA
Oncorhynchus kisutch (coho salmon) is the source of this 3573-nucleotide messenger RNA. Its product is annotated as serine/threonine-protein phosphatase 2B catalytic subunit alpha isoform. Gene Ontology annotation, biological process: calcineurin-mediated signaling. Bases 216 to 1817 code for a protein of 533 amino acids. The record is from RefSeq and is a predicted model, not a curated record. Lineage: Eukaryota; Metazoa; Chordata; Actinopteri; Salmoniformes; Salmonidae. The transcript has 16 exons. Gene Ontology annotation, molecular function: calmodulin-dependent protein phosphatase activity.